Molecule: messenger RNA, 1615 nt
Organism: Rubroshorea leprosula
Lineage: Eukaryota; Viridiplantae; Streptophyta; Magnoliopsida; Malvales; Dipterocarpaceae
Source: the annotation of a GenBank genome assembly
UUUGCGAAAGUAACGGCGACGAACCCCAUACAAAGCGAUUCCCGAACCAUUCUCCAACGACAUGUUGCAGAGGCCCCGACGACGCUGCGAGGGCACCGCGAUGGGCUCCACCGUUUUCGAUCUCCGUCCUGGUCUCGGUAUCGGUCCUUUCACUCUCGGGAUGCCAAUAUGCGAAGCAUUUGCUCAAAUAGAACAGCAGCCAAACAUUUACGAUGUCGUUCAUGUUAAAUACUAUGAUGAGGAGCCUCUUAAACUGGACAUUGUCAUUAGCUUCCCAGACCAUGGGUUCCAUCUCUGCUUUGACCCCUGGUCUCAGAGAUUACGUCUUGUUGAAAUUUUUGAUGUUAAACGGCUUCAGCUGCGCUAUGCCACUUCCCUGAUUGGGGGACCAUCCACAUUAGCUACCUUCGUAGCUGUCUAUGCAAUUUUUGGGCCAACCUUUCCUGGAAUAUAUGACAGAGACAGAGGUGUUUAUACUCUAAUUUACCCACAGGGCCUGUCAUUUGCUUUCCCAAUCCCUAGCCAGUACACAGAUUGUUGGCAUGAUGGUGAAGCGGAAUUGCCACUAGAAUUCCCUGAUGGAACCACCCCAGUUACUUGUCGUCUCUCUAUAUAUGAUGGUUCCACCGACAAAAAGGUUGGUGUUGGAUCCUUGAUGGACAAGGCUAUUGCUCCACUGCUACCUGCUGGCAGCCUAUACAUGGAGGAGGUUCAUGUUAAGCUGGGGGAGGAACUAUAUUUCACUGUAGGAGGCCAGCACAUUCCUUUCAGUGCAUCACCACAGGAUGUGUGGACUGAAUUAGGUCGUCCUUGUGGAAUCCAUCAAAAACAGGUGGAUCAAAUGGUUAUUCACUCUGCAUCAGAUCCCCGUCCCCGAACAACUCUUUGUGGGGAUUAUUUUUACAAUUAUUUCACUCGUGGUUUGGACAUCUUAUUUGAUGGCCAGACACAUAAAGUCAAGAAAUUUGUUUUGCAUACAAAUUAUCCUGGUCAAGCAGAUUUCAAUUCGUACAUUAAGUGCAAUUUUGUCAUCCUAGCUGGGGGAUCUUUUUUGGAUGCAAAUAACUACAAAAACAGGAUUACCCCAAGCACCAAGUGGGAGCAAGUGAAGGAGAUUCUUGGGGAUUGUGGCCGAGCAGCUAUCCAAACACAGGGUUCUACCAACAAUCCUUUUGGAUCUACUUUUGUGUAUGGUUACCAGAAUGCUGCCUUUGAGGUGAUGAAGAAUGGUUAUAUUGCAACUGUAACUCUUUUUCAAUCAUUGUGAUCUUGUCUGCUAUGCUGCUUCUCUGCAGUCUUUUCCUUGAAUUUGCUAGGUUGAUGUUUGCUCCUUUGCAAGGAGGAAAGCGGGUGGGUUUGUGCAGUUGGUUGUGGAAGCAGUAACUAAUACAACAUCAUUUGUAGAAAACAGAACUGGGGAAGCUGUGAUAAUUGUACACUUGUGUAUUCAUCUGUAUAGUUCAUUCAUGCUAUAUAUAAUUCAAUGGCCGUGGAUCAUCUGUAAUUACUCUUAAGCUAAAAGGAUGACGCUGCAUUUCACAUAUCUUCAAUAUUGCUUUGUAUAUAUUAGUAUUUCAAUUGCGUUGUCUUCUUGCAAUCAAACUAACAUACUGCU